AUGAUUUUUAAUUUUGUACAGAGAGAUGGAUAUACUCCAGAACGUAGUGAGAAAUUGAACAGUCUAUUGGUGGGAAUAUCUUACAUAAAAAGUAUCAGUCCAUCACCAUCAUCAUCUAAUCUACCAAAGUUGGUGGGAAUAUCUUACAUAAAAAGUAUCAGUCCAUCACCAUCAUCAUCUAAUCUACCAAAGUUGGUGGGAAUAUCUUACAUAAAAAGUAUCAGUCCAUCACCAUCAUCAUCUAAUCUACCAAAGUUGGUGGGAAUAUCUUACAUAAAAAGUAUCAGUCCAUCACCAUCAUCGUCUAAUCUACCAAAGUUGGUGGGAAUAUCUUACAUAAAAAGUAUCAGUCCAUCACCAUCAUCAUCUAAUCUACCAAAGUUAGUGGGAAUAUCUUACAUAAAAAGUAUCAGUCCAUCACCAUCAUCAUCUAAUCUACCAAAGUUGGUGGGAAUAUCUUACAUAAAAAGUAUCAGUCCAUCACCAUCAUCAUCUAAUCUACCAAAGUUGGUGGGAAUAUCUUACAUAAAAAGUAUCAGUCCAUCACCAUCAUCAUCUAAUCUACCAAAGUUGGUGGGAAUAUCUUACAUAAAAAGUAUCAGUCCAUCACCAUCAUCAUCUAAUCUACCAAAGUUAGUGGGAAUAUCUUACAUAAAAAGUAUCAGUCCAUCACCAUCAUCAUCUAAUCUACCAAAGUUAGUGGGAAUAUCUUACAUAAAAAGUAUCAGUCCAUCACCAUCAUCAUCUAAUCUACCAAAGUUGGUGGGAAUAUCUUACAUAAACCAUCACCAUCUAAUCUACCAAAGUUGGUGGGAAUAUCUUACAUAA
This is a messenger RNA of Mytilus californianus (California mussel), 828 nucleotides long. Its product is annotated as putative protein TPRXL. The record is from RefSeq and is a predicted model, not a curated record. The transcript is spliced from 3 exons. Lineage: Eukaryota; Metazoa; Mollusca; Bivalvia; Mytilida; Mytilidae. The coding region runs from base 1 to 828 and encodes 275 amino acids.